AUGACUACACUCCUUAGUAAUAAUCCCUCACUUUCACGUUCACCAUCUACAUCGUCGCCGUUGAGCGCACUCGUCCGCUCACGGUCGAAACGCGCGAGCUGGGCGCAUUCAAGCAGAACAUCUGCCGUCAGCUCAUCUCCUUCGGACUAUCUAGGCAUCACCAGCUCUCAGCAGGGCACACCCUCUGGAAGUCCCGAGCUGAGAGAUCUUCUGCGUCGACGGAGUAACCGCACAAACGUGGUAAAUGCCGAAGAUGCAUCUCUUGAUAACGAGACAAAUGUCUAUAUUCCACGACGACGCUCGCUAACAGAGACACUUUGGCGACCGCGGGUGACUCUGGUGGAGAGACCGCUAGAGUCGCCCAUCACAGAAGAGGCAAUGACGAGCAGAUCGACGCUGACAAUGACACACCAACCAAAGAUAAUGAACGACGACGGCCUCUCUCUCAAAGAGACGCUGACACGGCGGAAUUCGCUCGAGGCGGAGAUAAACGUCGAGCCCGAGGACCAAGAAGCACUAGCAAAAGCACUAGAACUUCUGGCCCUCUACCCACCGCCGUCUAGACUCCCUCGGCAGAGUCGCUAUCCGACGCUGCGCACGUCAACAAUUUCAACUCUUGCGCUCCCCGAGCCGACGACGCGUGCGCUCUAUGCCCUCGUCACCAAUGCAUUUACGCCCGCGCAGCUCCCGGCCGCACGCUCCAUUCAACGGUUCAUCCAAGACAACCCCGACACACCUCUUCCUCUUUUUCUCAUCACAAAGGAGAUUGCAGAAAUCUAUGGAGAAUAUGGCUGGUGUCUUAUUGGAAAGUGCGGCCUCGAACGCAUCUCGUAUAAGAUUGCUCGUUUGACGUCUACCUAUCACGUUACGGACGAGGAAUUGGAGAGAGAUCAAUCACGCAAGAGGAUUGAUGUUCUCUGUGGUCACAUUCGAGACCGACAUUUUGAACAGAUGCCGUUCAAAUGCUCCCAAUGCCCAGCAUCAUAUAUCAACCAAGGCGAACUCGACCGCCACUCGCAGACUCAUCCAGUCGGCGAGUUUGCGUGUCCGGUUUGUGAAGAUACCUUUGUCGAUGAGGCAGUACUACAGCAGCAUCAGCUUGCAAAGCAUGCGAAGAAGACUAUCACAUCCAAAUUACGUCGUCUUCUCCAAUACUUGUUCACUCUUCCGCUCCUCGUCUACGUCGUCGGGAACCAGGAGGUCUUGGUCUUUGAGGCGGCUCUGUCGAGUGCCCUCUAA
Molecule: messenger RNA, 1239 nt
Organism: Serendipita indica DSM 11827
Lineage: Eukaryota; Fungi; Basidiomycota; Agaricomycetes; Sebacinales; Serendipitaceae
Source: the annotation of a GenBank genome assembly